Conger conger (European conger) is the source of this 906-nucleotide messenger RNA. Its product is annotated as aquaporin-4-like. Bases 1 to 906 code for a protein of 301 amino acids. The record is from RefSeq and is a predicted model, not a curated record. Gene Ontology annotation, cellular component: basolateral plasma membrane; plasma membrane. NCBI's taxonomy places the organism in Eukaryota, Metazoa, Chordata, Actinopteri, Anguilliformes, Congridae. The transcript is spliced from 4 exons. Gene Ontology annotation, molecular function: water channel activity. Gene Ontology annotation, biological process: transmembrane transport.
AUGAUUGCAUUCAGGAAAUUUCUCAACAAGAAAUCUCUGAGGGCAAUCACUGGGGAGUUCCUGGCGACCCUAGUCUUUGUCCUGUUCAGCGUGGGCUCAACAGUAAGAUGGGAGGAGGUGGAGGAGCAGCAGCUGCCUGCUGCUCGCCUCCUGAUCUCCAUCUGCUUCGGGAUAAGCUUUGCCGUGAUGGUGAAGUGUUUCAGUGACAUCAGCGGCGCUCAUUUAAACCCUGCAGUAACCUUGGCAAUGGUGCUCACUCGCAAAUUCAACAUUAUCAAGGCCUUCUUCUACCUGCUUGCCCAGUGCCUCGGAGCCACUGCGGCCAGUGGCAUCCUGUUUGUGGUGACGCCUGAAAGUGUGAGAGGGCACCUUGGAGUGACCUGGGUCAGCUCCAGAAUCUCAGUGUUCCAGGGCUUCAUAAUGGAGCUGCUGAUCACGUUCCAGAUGAUCUUUGUGGUGUUUGCCACCUCUGACCCCAAAAGCAAGCGGCUCAAGAGCGCUGCUGCUGUAGACAUUGGCAUUUCCGUCACCAUCGGGCACCUGUUUGCGGUACCUUACACUGGAGCCAGUAUGAACCCAGCUCGCUCGCUCGGACCAGCGAUCAUCACCGGAAACUGGGACGACCACUGGGUGUACUGGCUGGGCCCUAUCCUAGGUGCAGUCAUUGCCGCUGUUCUGCACAAGUAUUUCCUCCACCCCAGCCUGAAGAAGCCUGCCGUAGACGGGGACCGUGUUUCAGAGAAGGCCCGGGAGGACGCAGAGGGCAACUUGCAGGCUGUGGACACAGAGGAGUCUUUCAUGGAGAUGGCCAUGUCUUUAAACACCAUCAACAUCAAGAUCCCUGCGGAUGACCAAUCAGACCUUUUCAGCACGGAAAAGAAGAAUGAAGCGCAAUCUUCAGUAUGA